UCAAGUUCUCUUGGACUACAUUUCCCAAUCAGAACUCCGAAUGCAAGCCAAACUGCCUGGAGAGAAUCCUGUACAAACGCACUUGGGCGAGGGGGCCGUUAGGAGUUGUAGUUUUUUUUGCCUAAAGCAGCCCUCGCCAAUGCCUGGGCGUGGGAGGAUGAGAGACUACAAGUCCCAGGGGGCGCUCGCGGGGCGUUCGCUAGGCGGCCGGUACGAAAGAGGAACCUGCCUGGUGUGUGGUGAGUGGAGGCCCAGGUCUGACGGAGGUGGCUGCUGCAACUACACGAUAAAGGCUCCGGGUAGCCCAGACUCCAGGACUCAUCUAAGGCCUAGCGGGACAGUACCCACCCUGUCUGCCUGACAUUUUGUCAGUGAUGAGGCGACUUCCUCUACCUAGGAAGCUCAGACUACUAUUGUUCCAGAACUGGAGAUGCCCAGCUUACCUGCUAUUUCAAUGCUUCAAUGGCCUCUGCUAAGUAAAAAGUCUUCCUAGAGAUCUCCCUGCCAGCUCCCCAGCAUGGCACUGCAGUGUCUCAUGCUCCUGACUGGCCUUGUGGUGGGAGGCAUGAGCAAAUCCACAGAAAGCAAGGCCCAGCAACCUGAGUGUUGUAUGGAUGUGGUAGACGUCAAUGCUACCUGCCUAGGUACAGGUCUCUGUGGCCCAGGUUGCUACAGGCACUGGAAUGCAGAUGGGAGUGCUAGCUGUGUUCGGUGCUGGAAUGGGACCCUCCCGACAUAUAAUGGCUCUGAGUGCAGAAUUCUCACUGGCCGGGGCAUGCAGUUUCCCAUGAACAGAAGCACAGGGACACCUGGACAGCCACAUUUUGGGGGUCCUCAUGUGGCAGCUUCCCUCUUCCUGGGGACACUCUUCAUCAGCACAGGCCUCAUCCUCUCUGUGGCUGGAUUCUUCUACCUCAAGCGCUCCAGUAAGCUCCCGGAAGUUUUCUACAGGAGAGACAGAGCCCCUGUCCUGCAGCCUGGUGAAACAGCUGCAAUGGUCCCCCUGCCACAGUCUUCAGUGAGAAAGCCAAGAUACAUCAGGCGUGAGCAGCACCCAGACAAGAAUAGGGAUCCUUCUGCCUUCUCCACAGUGGAGGCCCACAUCAGCAACGUCUGACCUAGAGGUCAACUGAGAUGUCACAAUACAGCAGUGGAGGCCUGGGGCUUAAGAUAUGCCAGAAUUGACUCCCAAGGACAGACACGUACAAAUGCUGGGGGAUGCUACCCUCCAUGCCAGGAGAUCUUCACUGUGUGGUUUAACAGGAGUAACAUCUGUGAGACCUGAGGACUCAAGAGCAAGUCAUGUGGGGUCUGUGCCCCUUAGGAGUAACAGCAUCUAUAACAGCUGUAACACAGGCCUGAUUCAAAUGAUCAAAACUUCUGGAGCCCACCCACUGGAGCCCAUAGUAGACAGCAUCUCUCCUUCACCACCCAGCUAAGAAGAGUGAAACCAAGGUUCCAACAGUGGAGAAAACACAGCCUGGAAACUGGUACCAGCCAUAGGUUGCUCUAGUGUCAGCUGCUACUUAACUGCUGGCCUCUCAAGGCACAUAUUUCUCAGAGUUGCAGAAUUGAGUGUCCUGGGUUUUCUGAUUCCAGAAGCCACCAGAACCCUGUCUCCCAAGGUCAGACUUCCAUCCAGCUACCUUUCAGGCUGGGCACUCAAAGUAAAAUGUUUACCCAUGGGGUCUCCAUCUCUGAACACUUCAGAUCACUUGUCCCAUUGGGCUUGUGAGAUCAUGCUGGUCAGCAGUCCUGUCUUUGCUGUUCCAAGACUCCAGAAGCUAUGUCUGUGAUCUGCUAGUAUGGCUGGUGGCAUUGGUCAUGUGCUCCUGUAGAAGACAGUGCAUGCCCCUCCAUGUGGUCCAAAGGUGUCUAGCAUCUUCUUCAGCAUCAGGCACAUCUGAUGUUCCUCACAGUGUUGUGAGUUUGUUUUUCCAGACUUGAACCAGUGGCUCAGGUAGCAGCAGCAAUUUAAAGUUGGACCAAUUAAAUUAGACUAGAUCUUC
Molecule: messenger RNA, 2009 nt
Organism: Rattus rattus (black rat)
Lineage: Eukaryota; Metazoa; Chordata; Mammalia; Rodentia; Muridae
Gene: C1H1orf159
Product: chromosome 1 C1orf159 homolog
Exons: 10
Coding region: 518-1117 (199 amino acids)
Source: RefSeq, a predicted model, not a curated record